Molecule: messenger RNA, 2441 nt
Organism: Acomys russatus (golden spiny mouse)
Lineage: Eukaryota; Metazoa; Chordata; Mammalia; Rodentia; Muridae
Gene: Kifbp
Product: kinesin family binding protein
Exons: 7
Coding region: 76-1929 (617 amino acids)
Molecular function (GO): protein binding
Source: RefSeq, a predicted model, not a curated record
AGUGAAGUGUCGCAACGCGGAGGCCUCCGGUGUCUUGUCCUCGGGAGCGGAGGAGGCCAUCAAGCUCAGGCUGCGAUGGCCGGCACUCCAGGGCCAGAGAUCCGCGAAAAGUUCCAGGCGGCGCUGGCCCUGUCUCGGGUGGAGCUGCACAAGAACCCGGAGAAGGAGCCGUACAAGUCUAAGUACGGCGCGCGCGCGCUGUUGGAGGAGGUGCGCGCGCUGCUGGGCCCGGCGCCCGAGGACGACGACGAGCGGGCUGCCGAUGAUGGGCUGGGGGACCAGGCCCUGGGCGCGGCCGAGCCACGGGAUGCCGAGGGCCCCGGAGCGCAGCGGGCGCUGCGGCUCGCGGUGGUCGAGUUCCACCUUGGCGUGAACCACAUCGAUACGGAGGAACUGUCUGCGGGCGAGGAGCAUCUGGCCAGGUGCCUGUGGCUGCUACGCCCCUACCGCCUGUCGCUCGACUGCGUGUCUCUCUACAUCCAGGCGCAGAAUAACCUGGGCAUCUUGUGGUCUGAAAGGGAAGAGAUUGAAACGGCACGGACCUACCUGGAGUCAUCAGAAGCACUGUACAAUCAGUACAUGAAAGAGAUUGGGAGCCCGCCUCUUGACCCAGCUGAGCAUUUUCUUCCUGAAGAAGAGAAGCUUACUGAACAAGAGAGAUCAAAAAGAUUUGAGAAGGUUUAUACUCAUAACCUGUAUUACCUGGCUCAAGUCUACCAGCACAUGGAGCUGUUCGAGAAGGCUGCUCACUAUUGCCACAGCACACUGAAGCGCCAGCUGGAGCACAACGCCUACCAUCCCAUGGAGUGGGCCAUCAACGCGGCUACACUGUCGCAGUUUUACAUCAACAAGCUCUGUUUUAUGGAAGCUAGACAUUGUCUGUCUGCCGCUAAUGUUAUUUUUGGUCAAACUGGAAAAAUCCCAGCUACAGAAGACGCUCCUGAAGCUGAGGGAGACGUGCCAGAGCUUUACCAUCAAAGGAAAGGGGAAAUAGCAAGAUGCUGGAUCAAGUACUGCUUGACUCUGAUGCAGAACGCACAGCUCUCCAUGCAGGACAACAUAGGCGAGCUUGACCUUGACAAGCAGUCGGAGCUCAGAGCUCUCAGGAAGAAAGAGCUGGACGCGGAGGAGAGCAUUAGGAAGAGAGCUGUACAGUUUGGAACUGGCGAGUUGUGUGAUGCCAUCUCUGCAGUGGAGGAGAAAGUGAGGUACCUGAGGCCACUAGACUUUGAAGAAGCCAGGGAACUUUUCUUGCUGGGUCAGCACUAUGUGUCUGAGGCCAAAGAGUUCUUCCAGAUUGAUGGGUAUGUUACGGACCACAUUGAAGUUGUCCAAGAUCACAGCGCUCUAUUCAAGGUGCUUGCAUUCUUUGAGAUGGACAUGGAGAGGCGAUGCAAGAUGCACAAACGCAGAAUAGCCAUGCUAGAGCCCCUGAUUGUGGACUUGAAUCCACAGUACUAUCUGUUGGUCAACAGGCAGAUUCAGUUUGAAAUUGCACAUGCUUACUAUGAUAUGAUGGAUUUGAAGGUUGCUAUUGCUGACAAGCUCAGGGAUCCCGACUCACAUAUUGUGAAAAAAAUAAAUAGCCUGAAUAAGUCUGCGCUCAAGUACUACCAGCUCUUCCUAGACUCCCUGAGAGACCCCAAUAAGGUAUUUCCUGAGCACAUUGGGGAAGAUGUUCUCCGUCCUGCAAUGUUAGCUAAGUUCCGGGUAGCUCGUCUUUAUGGCAAAAUCAUCACUGCAGAUCCCAAGAAAGAGCUAGAAAAUUUGGCAACAUCUUUGGAACAUUACAAAUUUAUUGUUGAUUACUGUGAAACUCACCCUGAGGCUGCCCAGGAAAUAGAGGCUGAGCUAGAGCUCAGUAAAGAGAUGGUCAGCCUUCUCCCAACAAAAAUGGAGAGGUUCAGAGCCAAGAUGGCCCUGACUUAACCUUGGUUCAAUGGAAAGGGACCAUGCAGCCCCAAGCGACUCCUCCAGCCAGUAGUGAGCCAAGUCCAGCUAGAGCCUCACAUGCAGCCAGGGACCUGAGGCUGUGCUGGCACCUUCAGCAACAUACAGUUAAGUGAGGAUUUAGACCUAAUUAUGUAAAUUGCCUUGCUAAAGUGACAGGUGUUUUGCAUUUUCGACCGCUUGUUUUCCUAAGUAUAAACAUUUCCUGCCUUGAUUUCUAAAUGUUAAGUACUCUGUUGACUAGUACUUGCUAGACUUCAUACAAGGAACAAAACUGGGUAGUGUACCUGGUAGAGGAGCCUGCUGCUGUGUUGAAUUUGAGAAAGUUACUUUGUAUAGUCAUUCUUUGCAAAAUACUUACUUUCAUAAACUCCUAAAUAAGACUUUCCUUUUUUGAAAAUACUAAAAACUUAAGUUAAUUCACAAUGUUGUAAAAUGGCUCAUAUUAAUUAUAGGACUAAAUGCCUUGCACAUAAUAAAUUUACUUGUUU